Molecule: messenger RNA, 802 nt
Organism: Lemur catta (Ring-tailed lemur)
Lineage: Eukaryota; Metazoa; Chordata; Mammalia; Primates; Lemuridae
Gene: AVPI1
Product: arginine vasopressin induced 1
Exons: 3
Coding region: 146-592 (148 amino acids)
Source: RefSeq, a predicted model, not a curated record
UUCGAUUUUGGAAGGCUCGCCCCGGAGCCCACACCAAGGCUGGGGCCGAGGAUUGGCUGUUCCGGAGCUGGGGAGCGCGUUCUCCGGGGAACAGUGGCUGCGAUCGAGGUGGCCCGGGCCGGCUCGGGCAACCAGAGCACCCACGAUGGGCACCCCUGCCUCUGUGGUGAGUGAGCCGCCACCUUGGCGGGCCCCUACUGAGGCCCGGGGCCGCAAGCAGGCCGCAGCCAACAUCUUCCAGGAUGCCGAGCUGCUGCAGAUCCAAGGCUUGUUUCAGCGCAGUGGGGACCAGCUGGCUGCGGAACGGGCACAGAUCAUCUGGGAGUGUGCGGGGGACCACCGUGUGGCCGAGGCCCUGAAGAGGCUGCGCAGGAAGAGGCCCCCACGGCAGAAACCCCUGAGCCACUCACUACACCACUGCAGCCGGCUCAGAGUCCGGGAGCCCCGCUCUCCACUGGCCGACCCACAGAGUAGUGCCACGGAGACAGCCUCCAGUGAGCAGUAUCUGAACUCUAGGAGGACAAGCGCCAGGAUCCGCCGGAACUGGAGGAAGCCAGGCCCCACAAACUACCUCCACCAGGUUAGACACUGAUGGAGGAAAGGCCGGGAAUGGCAGUGUCUUCCCCAGAAGUCAAAGGGACUUUUGCCAAAGUGCCUGGGGAGGCGAAGAAGGAAGAGACUUGAAACCGGCAGCCCUUCGUGGGUAUAUGAAAAGAAGAGACCACUGCCACUGGUCUGCUCAGUUCAGAACAGGACUGGAGGCUUCCACUGGGCUCUCUGUUACGUGGGACCCAUUCGUCAU